This is a messenger RNA of Gigantopelta aegis, 1888 nucleotides long. Its product is annotated as biotin-dependent 3-methylcrotonyl-coenzyme A carboxylase beta1 subunit-like. NCBI's taxonomy places the organism in Eukaryota, Metazoa, Mollusca, Gastropoda, Neomphalida, Peltospiridae. The coding region runs from base 28 to 1878 and encodes 616 amino acids. Gene Ontology annotation, molecular function: methylcrotonoyl-CoA carboxylase activity. The transcript has 10 exons. The record is from RefSeq and is a predicted model, not a curated record. Gene Ontology annotation, biological process: L-leucine catabolic process. Gene Ontology annotation, cellular component: mitochondrion; methylcrotonoyl-CoA carboxylase complex.
UCAUACUUUGUUUUUCUUCAUCUAUAUAUGCAGAACUGUCAAGCACUAGUAGUUAAAAUGAGAUGCUUGAAAAUAGGGUUAAUUAAUGCAUUGUGUAAUACAAGAAAAACAAUAUUCUGUACAUCAGCUUUAUGUACAAAUCAUCAUAAUGAAAAUGGAGCACCUAACAGAAAAAAUAAUAUCCCAUUUCCUAUUUUGGAUUUUAAAGUUGAUAAGCAUGGUGCAGACUUUAUGCAAAAUUAUGAAGCAUCAAAACAUAAAGAGAACUUGUAUUUGCAAAUCUUACAGAAGUCUUUGGCUGGUGGAGGUGAAAAGGCAAUCGAGAGACACACCAAAAGAAAUAAGAAAUUACUUGUACAAGAUAGAAUAAAACUCUUAUUUGAUGAUUGUACAAAAGACUUUUUUGAAAUGUCGCCCAUUGCUGGAUUGGGAAUGGAAUAUGGUGACAUUGCCAGAGCAGGAAUUGUUAUUGCAAUUGGUAAAAUUGUUGGCAGGUACUGUCUUGUAGUAGCCAAUGACGCCACUGUAAAGGGAGGUGUCGUAUACCCCAUUACUCUGAAGAAACAGUUACGAGCUCAGGAAAUUGCCGUACAAAACCGUCUGCCUUGUGUUUAUUUGGUUGAUUCGGGAGGAGCGUUUCUUCCUUUGCAAUCUGAGAUUUUCAAUCCAGGUGGUCAAGCAUUCUACAAUGAGGCAGUAAUGGGAGCUAAACAAAUACCUCAGGUUGCAGUUGUGUGUGGAAGCUGCACUGCUGGCGGUGCCUAUGUUCCCACAAUGGCUGAUGAAACUGUCAUUGUACAUAAGUCUGGAACGAUCUUCCUCGGAGGCCCCCCUCUUGUUCAAGCAGCUACAGGAGAAGUUGUCACAGCAGAGGAGUUGGGUGGAGCAACACUUCACUGUAGAGUUAGUGGCUGUACAGACUACUUUGCUGAGACAGAACCGGAAGCUUUUGAGAUGGCUCGAGAUAUAGUGACAAGUUUGAAUCUGCCUGCCCCACCACCACCACCCUGCACCCCGGUGGAUCCUCUCUAUGACCCAGAUGAACUGUCAGGACUGGUGCCUGUGCAAAACCAACACCAAAUGAAUAUGCAUGAGGUGAUUGCCAGGGUGGUGGAUGGCAGCAGAUUCCAGGAAUUUAAGAAACUCUUUGGACCCACUUUGUUAACGGGAUUCGCUUACAUCUGUGGACAUCUAGUGGGCAUUGUAGCUAAUCAAGGGGAGCUAACUGAAGUUGCAGCUGUAAAAGGUUGUCACUUUGUUCAGAUGUGUGCGGAGCGACACAUUCCACUGAUAUUUCUUCAGAACACAGUUCCAGACAUCCAGUCGAAAAUCCACGCUCAGAACACAGGCAUUUCGCUGAGUCAGCAAUUGAAGGCCCAGGCAGCCAUGUUGUCCGUUGUGAGUUGUGCUGCGGUGCCUAAGAUCACCAUCAUUGUUGGAAAUGGACUUGGAUAUACUCAUUAUGUUAUGGGUGGACGAGCUGUGAAUCCAAAUUUUUUAUUCACGUGGCCAAAUGCUGUUACUGGUAUGAUGGAGCCAGAAGCAUUGGCAAAGUUGAUCACUCAGGAAAAACUGGAGUCUACAACUACAGAGGAAGCUGUUGCCCUCCAGACCAAACUGACGGAAAGAUACACGUCAGAGAUGUCUACCGCAUUCACAUCGGCCAGAGUCCUAGAUGAUGGGAUAAUACUGCCUCAGGACACAAGAAAGGUGAGUUCACUCCUUGCUGGUUUUUGUUUCAUGAGAGAGAGAGAGAGAGAGAGAGAGAGAGAGAGAGAGAGGGAGAGAGGGAGGGAGGGAGGGAGGGAGGGGGAGGAAGAGAGACAGGCAAAGACUAAGGUUUCAAGCAUGUCUGUCACAGGCCAGGUCUCUGGAUAGCCCAUUGGUC